Messenger RNA from Cydia amplana, 442 nucleotides. Its product is annotated as protein PET117 homolog, mitochondrial. The transcript is spliced from 2 exons. The coding region runs from base 126 to 350 and encodes 74 amino acids. Gene Ontology annotation, biological process: mitochondrial respiratory chain complex IV assembly. The record is from RefSeq and is a predicted model, not a curated record. Lineage: Eukaryota; Metazoa; Arthropoda; Insecta; Lepidoptera; Tortricidae. Gene Ontology annotation, cellular component: mitochondrion.
UAGUUCUUUGCACGGAUUAGAUAAUAUUUAAAAUGAUAGUACUUGAAUAAAGCUAAAUUUCGUUCUAACAGCUAUGAAACCGAUAUAAAUAGUGUUAGGAAUAUUGAGUAAAAACAACCUAAUCAAUGUCUUCCACUAGUUCGAAACUAAUUCUGGGGCUCUCGUGCGCAAUAUCUUUGGGCAUAGUGAGCUAUGUUCACAUAAAGCAACAAUCCGACAGGGAAAAAAUGCAUGAAGGUGUACUGAAGGAUGUAGAGCGACAACAAAGAAGAAAAAUAGAAAACCUGUACAUGCUUGAGAAACAAAAUGAACUAACCAAACAAUUAAAGAAAGGUUUAAAUGAGACUUAGCAAUGUAAAUAAAACAUAAGAGUUAACCUAAUUUUGUUUAUUUCCUAAUGAAACACUUAUAAAUAGAAUUUAGAUUAAAUACAUAUAAACAA